ACAAGCAACUCAACUCAACUGAAAUAUAUUUUUGUCUUUAGAAAAUUCGGAAGAAAUAAGGAAUUUUUCAAAACGCGAGUGAGACUGGAGCUGAACAAUUUUCUACAUUUACUGCAUUUAUCUUUUACACAUCUAUAUGACGCUCUUCAUUAAAAGAUUGCGUUACAAAGUCUUUGCGGCGAAGAAAAUUUGGAAAAAUAAAUCGAAGAAGUGAAAUUACAGAAAAUAAAUUUACAUUUAAUUUGAAAAAAAAAAAAAAAAAAUCAUUGCAGAGAAAAGGAGUGAAACGAAUUUCGUUAAAAGCAAACCAAUUCAAGUGUGAAAGUGAAGAAUAAAAAAAAAAGAGUCAUAAAAAGUGCGCGCACUUGGUACGAGGUAGUAAAGUUAAAAAACUUUCUCACCAAUUUCGCCGUCAUAACAGCUUUUUUCAAAAAAAAAAUUAAAAAAAAAGUAUUUUGAACUCAAUCUUUCGAAAGACAUUGAUGUGUGUGCAUGUGAAAAAUUGUCAUGAGCAGGAAAUAUACAGUGAGGAUUCGCAAAUCGAAUUUGUGUACGACAUUAAUCGGCCUCAUUGGUCUAACGGUUCUAUUCAUCUCUUUGGUAUCUGCGGAACCAGCGCCGGAAGCAAGUACAUCAACAGAACAAAAACCACUUUCACUAUCAGUUUCACCAAAACGUCGACUACUGAGUAUAUUUCAAGGCAAAGCUGCGCGGGAAGAAAACGGUAGCGACUCUACUAUAUGCGAAGAUGGGCUCAUCUUGAAGGCUUGGCGUCCUUUGACGAAUAUAACCCAAAGCGAACGCAUCGGCCGUGGCAUUGUUUAUUUUCUUGCAAUGUCUUAUUUGUUCAUUGGUGUUGCGAUUGUUUCAGAUCGUUUCAUGGAGGGUAUCGAGGUGAUUACGUCUAGUGAAAGACUUGUCACAGUACUCAAUAAGAAUGGUCAACGAGAAACGAUAUCGGUGCAUGUGUGGAAUGAGACGGUGGCCAAUUUGACGUUGAUGGCAUUGGGCUCGAGCGCACCGGAGAUAUUGUUGUCCAUAAUAGAAAUGUUUCAAAAGAAUUUCUCCGCCGGCGAUUUGGGUCCAGGCACUAUAGUCGGCUCUGCAGCUUAUAAUCUCUUUAUUAUCAUUGCUAUUUGCAUUGUGGUCAUACCGAAGGGUCAAGUGAGGAGAAUACAACAUUUUCGUGUGUUCGUUGUCACUGCCAGUUGGUCGAUAUUCGCUUACGUUUGGAUGUGCCUGAUAACCAAAUAUAUAACACCGAGUGUCAUUGAUAUCUGGGAGGGUUUGGUGACAUUUAUUUCCUUCCCAAUUUUCGUAUAUCAUGCUUAUGUAACGGAACGUCGUCUCUUUUGCCCGAGUUGUUACAGACAGACGUACGAUGCAAAUCAGCGUGGCAUCAUUGUGAGUUCGUCUGAGGCAGCUGUAGGUGGCAGUGAGGCGCCGGUACGAUCGAGCAUCAAGGAUUUGGUGGAGAGUCCGGAAAUGCGUGAGUUCGAAGAAACACGUCGUCAAUAUAUCUCUAAAUUAAAGGAACUAUAUCGCAAGUAUCCACAAUAUGAUUUGGAAAAAAUUCAGGCAAUGGCUCAGGAGCAUCUAAUAAGAGACAAACCGAAGUCGAGAGCUUUCUAUCGCGUGCAAUCUGGUCGCCGACUAACUGGCGCGGCUGGUGUUUUGCGAAAAGCACGUGAUUUUGCGGCUAUUGAAAUUGGCGAGGCAAAGGCGGUGUAUCGUAUGCAAGCCGAAGAGGAAGAAGACAUUGAUGAGGAAUAUGAAACACGUCUGUAUUUCGAUCCGGGUCAUUAUACAGUUUUGGAGAGUAUAGGCGAUUUCGAGAUACAUGUAAUACGCUCAGGCAGCUUAUCGAAAUUAACCAAAGUUGAAUAUUACACCGAAGACGGCACAGCCGAAGCGGGUUCGGAUUAUGUUGCGGUGAGCGGUGUACUCGAGUUUCCGCCGGGCAUUGGGGAACAAACAAUUAAGAUUACCAUUAUCGAUGAUGAUGUCUUCGAGGAGGAUGAACACUUUUAUGUACACCUGAGAAAGCCAACUGCCGAUGCCGUCCUCGUUGCGCCCAAAGUAGCGACUAUAAUGAUUUUGGACGAUGACCAUUGCGGUAUAUUCGAGUUUAAAGACAAAGAGCACGUUAUACCUGAAAAUGUGAAGACAUAUGAAGUGAAUGUGAAACGGUAUUCGGGUAUGCGCGGUAAAGUGAUUCUUCCUUAUUAUUCAAAAGGCAAAACAGCGAUCUCGGGCAAGGAAUAUAUGGAUGUGAAAGGUGAACUCGUCUUCGAUGUUGGUGAAUAUGAGCUGCCUAUUGAAGUUGAAAUUAUUGAAGAACAUAGCUUUGAGAAGAAUGUGGUAUUUGAAAUGUACCUGGGCGACCCAAGAGUGGCAGAUGAUGAUCCGCUCUACCCACAAAUACUACAAGUGCAGCGCAAGCCAUUGGAUGAAAGAACUUAUCACGAAAACCUGCUCUUAACGGGACUACCGAAACUAGCAAAUAUUUCGAAAAUCGAAUGUCGCAUUGUUGAAAGCGAGGAAUUCAAGCAAACCGUUAACAAACUGGUGCAAACGGCAAAUGCCUCAAAACUUAUUGGCACAACCUCUUGGAAGGAACAAUUUCUGGAUGCAAUGACUGUAACAGGUGGUGGCCAUCUAGAUGUAGAAGAUGAUGAUGAGGAAGAUGAUGAUGAUGCUGACGAUGAUUACGAUGAUGCUGGACCCACAGCUUGGGAAUAUGUGAUGCACUUCUUAUCAAUCUUUUGGAAAAUCUGUUUUGCUAUAAUACCACCAGCGAAGAUCUAUAAUGGUUAUCCCUGCUUUUUGGUCUCAAUCAUUCUGAUAGCAAUAUGUACCGCUGUUCUCGGCGAUGUUGCCUCACAUUUCGGUUGCACUUUGGGUGUACUUGAUUCUGUGACCGCGAUUUGCUUGGUCGCCAUGGGCACCAGUUUGCCAGAUACAUUUGCCAGUAAGGUAGCCGCCAUACACGACAAAACCGCUGACAAUGCUAUUGGCAAUGUGACGGGCAGUAAUGCCGUGAAUGUGUUUCUUGGCAUCGGUAUCGCAUGGACUAUGGCGGCCAUAUAUCAUGCUAUACAUGGAAAUCAAUUUGAAGUUCCCGUUGGAUCAUUACUCUUCUCAACCGCAAUUUAUCUAAUAGAAGCGGCCGUUGCCAUUUUUAUACUAAUUUAUCGUCGCAAACAAUCCAUUGGUGGCGAGCUCGGCGGUCCAGAGAAAUUGAAAUGGGUGCACAGCAUUAUAUUCAUUUUACUUUGGGUUAUCUACAUAACACUGAGCAUCUUGGAAGCCUAUGAUGUCAUUCCGGGCUUUUAAAAAAAUAAACAACAACAACAUUCCACUUCAUUGCUGUGUAAUUACUUUAGUAUUAAAGCAUUAUAAUAAAUUUUCCUACCACUACUACAUA
Messenger RNA from Ceratitis capitata (Mediterranean fruit fly), 3427 nucleotides. RefSeq names its product sodium/calcium exchanger 1. The coding region runs from base 508 to 3336 and encodes 942 amino acids. Lineage: Eukaryota; Metazoa; Arthropoda; Insecta; Diptera; Tephritidae. Gene Ontology annotation, cellular component: postsynapse; axon; sarcolemma. The transcript has 8 exons. The record is from RefSeq and is a predicted model, not a curated record. Gene Ontology annotation, biological process: calcium ion import across plasma membrane; sodium ion transmembrane transport; cell communication. Gene Ontology annotation, molecular function: calcium:sodium antiporter activity.